AUGACUACUGCCAGGAAGAAAUUCAUUGAGAGGUUGGAUCAGGCCAUGGCUACUGCUGAAAAGAUGGUCCCAGAGGACCUGCUGUGCUCCUAUAAGGGGGUUUUGUACCCUGUUAUCCAUUGCAGUGCAGAAACUUUCAAAGCUCUCGAGUCCUUUGAAGCCAGGAGUGAUGAUGUGUUAUUAGUGGGAUACCCUAAAACAGGUACUAAUUGGAUUAUCCACAUCUUGAGAGACUUGGUUACAACAAGUGCAAAGAAAAAAGAAGAAGAAAUGAAGAGAAUGAAACAGGAUGAAGAAAUAGUUGAAUAUACAUAUCUUGAAUUUGGAGAUCCAGGGAAGUUUCAGCGGAUAAAGAAAUUAUCUUCCAGAAGAGUUUUCGCAACACAUGUUUUUCCUCAUAUGCUACCCACAUCUAUUUUCAAGAAUAAUGUCAAGGUGAUGUUUUUUCGAAAUCCAAAGGAUAUAGCUGUAUCUUAUUUCCACUUUAGCAACAGCAUGCCUUCACUGCCCUCCUUCCAAACCUGGGAUGAGUUCUUCAAUGCUUUUCUAAAUGGAAAAGUGUCCUGGGGCUCCUAUUUUGACCAUAUCAUUGAAUGGAACAAGCAUUUUGAUGAUGAAAAUAUUAUGUUUAUAACUUAUGAAGAACUGAAAGAGAACCCAAAUUUGGGAGUGAAAAAAAUAGCUGAGUUCUUUGGGUUCUCCGUGACUGAUGAAGAGAGUCAAGCUGUUGCAGACAGGAGCAGCUUCCAGACUAUGAAAGAGAACUCCCACAAAACCCAUGGUGCACUUGGAAAUGUUCUCUUCCGCAAAGGCAGUGUUAGUGACUGGAAGAACCUUUUUACUGAAGCUCAGAACCAAGAAAUGGACAAAAAGUUUGAAGAGUCCUUAGCAGGAACUAAACUGGGAGCAAAGAUGAAGUAUGGGGUGUACUGCAAAGCAUGA
Mauremys reevesii (Reeves's turtle) is the source of this 942-nucleotide messenger RNA. RefSeq names its product sulfotransferase 6B1-like. Gene Ontology annotation, cellular component: cytoplasm. Bases 1 to 942 code for a protein of 313 amino acids. Gene Ontology annotation, biological process: sulfation. NCBI's taxonomy places the organism in Eukaryota, Metazoa, Chordata, Testudines, Geoemydidae. Gene Ontology annotation, molecular function: sulfotransferase activity. The record is from RefSeq and is a predicted model, not a curated record. The transcript is spliced from 7 exons.